UAGCUCGCGCAUGACCAUAGACAGUUUUGCUUCAACAUUGAAGGUACUGAUAUAGGUGUGCUAUUGCAUUGUACUCGAUUAUAUUAUAGUGUGAUGUGACGCUGCGUAUCCUAUAUGGAAAUUUUGUAGUCUUGCUUUAAGACGUCAAUGGCUCACCAUUAUUCGUAUUUGCAAUAGUUUUAACAUAACAAAGGAGGCAACUUUCUCUCAUUCAUUCCCUCGCACGAGAUUGUCCUGCAUUAUUUUCACAUCUUAAUUUCAUUGGCGAUGGCUGAAAAUCGAGAUGCGAUACUAGCUGACUUUCAGGCUUGCACUGGAAUCGAUGAUUUCGGAGAAGCUAUUCUAUAUCUGGAAGAAACAAACUGGGAUCUUCUGGCUGCAAUAAAUAAAGCUAUGCCCCAAGGUACGCAACAGUUACCAUCUGAAAUGACUUCAGAUAUAGAAAUGGUAGAGGAAAUUAAAAUAACACCACAUUCAUCUUCGUCAAAGCAACAAACUGCUCAAAACUCAAAAAAGAUAGGAACAAAAGCAGAUAUAGUAGAAAGCGCAAAACCUGGAACAAGUAGACCUAAAAGUUGCAUGAGAAAUAGAACACUUACAUUCCACAUUAACUAUCUUGAUAAUGUUUAUAAAAUAAAUUUGUCUGAAUUAUCUACUUUGAAAGAUCUUAAGCAAUUUAUAUGGUAUAAAACAAAUAUAGCACCUUGUCAACAACAUCUUCGUGGAUGGAAAAAGGAACCUCAAACAUCGAAUACAAUAUUGCAAACAUUAGAUCUGCCUAGAGAAAAUACAUUGUACCUGUCAUCGUUAUCACAAGAUGGUGAUUUGUCUCAUGAGACGAUAAACCUGUCAGAUCGUAUGAUUCAAACUUAUACUUUGAAUGUAAAAGAUGAAGUACAUAAUAAAACAUACAAUUUGAAAUUUCCUGGUACACGUACUAUAUUAGAAGUGAAGACAGACAUCUACUCAUUAAUAGACGUACCUGUACGAAAUCAGCAAUGGAAAGGUUGGCCUAGUUCAUUGAAGGAUGAUAAUGUAAUAUUAGCACAAAGUGGAAUUUGUUACCCAGAACAUGAUUUAUCCGUUGGAAAACUUCCUGUAAAAGAAGAAAAAAAGAAGGUUAUAGAUUUGAUUGACAGCGAUAGUUCCAUAGAUGAACCAGAGGAUGUGGAAGAAUUUGAAGAUGUUCCUGAAACGUUUACUGUCGAAGAUGAUAUUUUCAUAGAUGAUGUUAAGUCCACUAAAGUAGAGCGUCUCAUGCCAGAAAAUGUAGUUGAUGAGGUGAUGGGCACAUUACAUUUUGCGGAGCAAUUCGAAAAACGAUAUGGGCCAGCACAUCCGGAAUUUUUUGCUGGUACAUUCGAAGAUGCUCUAAAGGAAUCAUGUUUGAAACCAGCAAAAGAGAGAAAAUUAUUAGCAGUAUAUUUGCAUCACGAUAAUAGUGUACUAGCGAACGUUUUUUGUACUCAAUUAUUAGGCUUUGAAACUGUGCUUCAACUUCUCUCAGCAAAUUUCAUAGUAUGGGGUUGGGAUAUCACAUAUGAAUCUAAUAAAGAAAGAUUUCUAUAUUCUGUAACUCAAACCCUUGGUACUAUUGGCUCGUUAGCUGUGUCAAGCAUAGAUGUUGAUACCUUGCCAGUUUUAAUGAUUAUUAUGAGAUCUAGAUCUAAUACAGAGAUAUUUACUAUUGUACAUGGCAAUGUGGGAGUUAACGAGUUAUUAACGAAUUUGGUACAAGCCGUCGACAUAUUUCAAGAACAAAGACGAGCUGAUAUUGGCGUUGAAGAAGAACGGCAGGCUAGAGAAAGAGUUAAACAAGAACAAGACAGGGCAUAUCAAGAAAGUUUGGCAGCUGAUAGAGCAAAAGAAGAAGCAAAACAGAUGCAAGAAGAACUCGAGAAGAAGAAGAAAGAACAGGCUGAAAACGAAAGGUUAGCAGAAGAAGCGAGGAAAGAAGCUCACAGACAAGCUGUAGAAUCCAGUUUACCACCUGAACCGCAACAGGGAGCGGGCGAUGGUGUAAUGAAAGUAAGAGUACGGCUUCCAGCUGGGAAAUUUCUAGAACGUAAAUUUCAACCGGACACGCCAUUACAAACACUCUUUAAUUUUCUUAUUGUGGAGGGUUAUCCUACAGAGGAAUAUAAACUUCUGUCUAGUUGGCCUCGAAGGGAUGUAAGUAGAUGAUUUAACAUCGAUGGACUCAAAACUUACCUUGAUGGAAUUAAAAUUCUGCCCACAGGAGACGGUAAUUUUAGAAGAACGAUAAAUAUAUAAUACAUUAUAAUUAAAUUUAAAUAUAGAAAUUAAGUGUCGCAAAUAUUCUACAAAAAUGUAUUUAUUUAACAAUUUCGAGAUAGAAACAGCAAAUUAUAGAAUCUUGUUUAUCUUGCAAAUAUGUAUUGCAUUUUUACGCUGAACUUUUCCCGAACAAUGGAGUCAUAUAUAACAAAUGUAAUGUUAUUUCAUAAAAAAAAAGAAAGUUUUCCAUACAUACAUAUAUUAUAUACUUUAAAUUCCCAAGAAUAAAUCGGAUUCUGAUCAAUUUUAAA
This is a messenger RNA of Camponotus floridanus (Florida carpenter ant), 2549 nucleotides long. It is a transcript of the gene casp, whose product is annotated as FAS-associated factor 1. The record is from RefSeq and is a predicted model, not a curated record. Gene Ontology annotation, molecular function: ubiquitin binding. Bases 268 to 2184 code for a protein of 638 amino acids. Gene Ontology annotation, cellular component: nucleus; endoplasmic reticulum. Lineage: Eukaryota; Metazoa; Arthropoda; Insecta; Hymenoptera; Formicidae. The transcript has 12 exons.